CUCUCAUUAGGCUUCGAUGGAUUCUUGCCGCGACGACGAUUAGAUUCGAAGACUUGUUUACCUCCGCAGCUUGCAAAGAAGCGGACUGGGUAUUCUCUACAUUUUGCUAUAGCCAGUCGACCCAGCGAGUCUUUGAAGAACGCCAUUGCUCGUGUAUUAGGGAGUUCAAUGUCUACAACCCCGCAUACGCUAGCUUCUUUUGGGACCCCCAGGCGGACCGAGGCUAACAGCCCCUCUACGUCGCUUACUCGAAGCUCACCGCAACGUUUCUCUUUGCAUGCCAAAAUGUAGGGACUGGACACCUCUCCGUUGAAAGAAUACAUGGAGUGGAAGACUGCGCAUACACAAUGUCCGGUAUCACGAAGACGAAAACCCACCAUGAUCUCGACGAUGGCGCACUUGGGAGGUAUCUCCAGCAGCAUAUUCCAGCCUUGAAGCUUCCUAUAGUAUCAACGAAGAUUGGAUAUGGGCAGAGCAAUCCGACGUACUUUGUCGACGAUGCGAAUGACACACGGUACAUCCUCCGGAAGAAGCCAUCUGGGACAAUCAUCUCGCCGGUAGCGCAUCAAGUCGAUCGGGAGUACAGGGUUAUAAAAGCACUAGGGACUGUGGAAGGCUUCCCGGUGCCCAAAGUGUAUUGUCUGUGCAUGGAUCUAUCGGUCAUUGGGACGGCUUUCUAUGUAAUGGAGUACGUCCAAGGCCGCAUAAUAACCGAUCCGGACCUCAAAGACCUCUCCCCCACCGAGCGCCGCUCCGCCUGGUUCUCCCUCGUCGCCACCCUCGCCUGGCUGCACUCCAUCGACCCCGACUCCAUCGGCUUCCAGGGCUUCGGCAAGAAAACGGGCUUCUACACCCGCCACUGCAACACCUUCUCCCGCAUCGAGGCCCAGCAGGCCAAAGUCAAAGACGUUACCACUGGCGAGGAACUCGGGCGCGCACAUCCCCACUUCGACGAGAUCGUAGAUUACAUUAGACGAAACGUCCCUUCUGAUCGCGCUAGCAUCGUCCAUGGAGACUACAAGUUCGACAAUGUGAUCUUGCAUCCGACGGAGCCACGCGUGAUUGCGAUUCUGGACUGGGAAUUGAGUACGAUUGGCCAUCCGCUUCUGGAUACUGUGUAUGUCGUGGGUCCGUAUUGGAAUCGCGCAAGUCUACCCGGUGGACCUGCUGCGAAAGCGAGGGACGAUCAGGGCGGCGAGGUAUAUGAUGUAGAGAAUCAGAGGAAAGCGGGAAUGCCGGGUAUGGACGAGCUCAUGGAUGAGUAUAGCAGGAUUGUGGGGUGGGAUCCGAGGAGGGAUCGGUGGGAGGUUGCGAAGGUGUUUCAUCUGAUGAGGGGCGGCACGAUUACGCAUGGUAUUCAGGCAAGGACGAUUAGUGGGCAGGCGAGCAGCGAGUUUUCGCACACGUACUUUGAGCAUACGAGGAGGAGCUUGGAUGCUGCGUAUAAGAUGGUUAGGGAGAUGAAGGGGAAAGAGAAGGCGAGGAGUAGCUUGUAAGGCGACAGUACGGUAGGCGGGCAAUCGGGAGUGUCUGAGAGGCGUGGAAGCCUUCCAAAAGUAAUGCCGAGCGUGAACAGAGAUUACGCAAAAGCCAUAUUGAG
Trematosphaeria pertusa is the source of this 1600-nucleotide messenger RNA. Its product is annotated as kinase-like protein. Lineage: Eukaryota; Fungi; Ascomycota; Dothideomycetes; Pleosporales; Trematosphaeriaceae. The transcript is spliced from 3 exons. Gene Ontology annotation, biological process: protein phosphorylation. The coding region runs from base 348 to 1496 and encodes 382 amino acids. Gene Ontology annotation, molecular function: protein kinase activity. The record is from RefSeq and is a predicted model, not a curated record.